AUGCUCUUCCAGAAGCUCUCACUGCUCUUCUUGGCCCUGGGGAGCUAUGCAGCCACACUCCAGACAGCUUCCUCGGAGGUCACCACGCUCGACUCUUCCACGUCCAAAGAGCUGCUCGCCCUGCACAAGAAGCUGGUCAAGAUCGAGUCAAUCAGCGAUAACGAGCUCGAAGUAGGAACAUGGCUGGCAUCGUAUCUCGAAGACAACGGCUUCACGGUGGAAAAGCAAGAAGUUGCAAAAGACCGCUACAACCUCCUCGCCUACGGCAGCAAGCGCGACACCACCAUCCUCCUGUCCUCGCACAUCGAUACCGUUCCCCCAUACUGGCCGUACUACUACAACAAGACUACCGAUGUCAUUGGUGGUCGUGGUAGUGUCGAUGCGAAAGCCAGUGUUGCAGCGCAAAUACUGGCAGUUAAAGGGCUUGAUGAGGACGGCGAAGCCAGGAUCUUGCGCGACGACAUCUCGUUGCUCUUUGUUGUAGGCGAGGAAACUGGUGGUGAAGGCAUGAAGGCUUUCAGCUCGUGGAAGAAUCGUCCUCGGUAUGACAUCGUCAUCUUCGGUGAACCAACCGAGGGCAAGCUGGUCUGCGGUCACAAGGGCAUACUAGGCUUUACGAUCCAUGCAACGGGCAAGGCAGCGCACUCGGGCUAUCCAUGGCUUGGUGUGAGUGCUAACGACAUCUUGGCCGAGGCUUUGAGCGCGUUGCUUGAGCUGAGACAGCAUUUACCCUGGAGUGAGAAGUACGGCAACACCACCAUGAACUUUGGUCGCAUCGAGGGCGGCGUGGCAGCCAAUGUCGUCGCGGAGACAGCGAGCGCAAAGAUUGCGACACGUCUUGCGGCUGGAACGCCGGAGAUUGUAUCAGGCCUCAUCAUCAAUGCUGUGAAAGAUGUGAAAGCCAGCGCCCAGAAACAAGGCGGUGAUCUGAGCUUCGACUGGAGUGGCAACGGUUACGGUCCGGUUGACAUCGACUGCGACAUUGACGGGUUCGAGAAGCUGACCGUGAACUACGGGACUGACGUGCCUAACCUUGAAGGCGACCACAGGCGGUACCUAUACGGUCCGGGCAACAUCUUUGUCGCACACUCAGAUCACGAGGCGUUGAAGAGAAAGGAGCUUGAGCAGGCAGUCCUCGACUACAGGAGGCUCAUCAUCCAGGCCUCGAAGAUGGAGCCCAAGCAGAGUUCGGACAUUGACAACGAGCAAGUCGAGUUGUAG
Ascochyta rabiei is the source of this 1221-nucleotide messenger RNA. RefSeq names its product Acetylornithine deacetylase. Gene Ontology annotation, molecular function: hydrolase activity. The coding region runs from base 1 to 1221 and encodes 406 amino acids. The transcript has a single exon. The record is from RefSeq and is a predicted model, not a curated record. Lineage: Eukaryota; Fungi; Ascomycota; Dothideomycetes; Pleosporales; Didymellaceae.